Suncus etruscus (white-toothed pygmy shrew) is the source of this 1416-nucleotide messenger RNA. RefSeq names its product UDP-glucuronosyltransferase 2A1. The transcript is spliced from 6 exons. Gene Ontology annotation, molecular function: UDP-glycosyltransferase activity. The record is from RefSeq and is a predicted model, not a curated record. Lineage: Eukaryota; Metazoa; Chordata; Mammalia; Eulipotyphla; Soricidae. The coding region runs from base 96 to 1310 and encodes 404 amino acids.
ACCUAAUAAAUAAUGUCUUGCCAAAAUUACCAUUUUGGAAGUCUGCAAUAAAGCUACGAGAAUUCAGUCUUUAUGUUACUGAAAGUUUCAAAUUUAUGUGUGAGACUGUGGUGUACAAUAAAGAAGUCAUGAAGAAACUUCAAGAAACCAAAUAUGAUGUAAUGUUUAUAGAUCCUGUGACACCCUGUGGAGAGCUGAUAGCUGAAUUGCUGGAAAUACCAUUUGUGUACACUCUAAGAUUCUCAAUGGGUCAUACUGUGGAGAAAUAUUGUGGAAAACUUCCAAUUCUCCCUUCUUAUGUGCCUAUUCCCAUUACAGGCCUAACAGACAAAAUGACCUUUCUGGAAAGGGUAACAAAUUUUGUGUUUUCUGUUUUGUCUGACUUCUGGAUUAACCAAUAUGAUGAUAAAACCUGGGACAAAUUAUAUAGUGAAGCAUUAGGAAGACCUACUACAUUGUGUGAGACAAUGGGAAAAGCUGAGAUCUGGCUAAUUCGUACAUAUUGGGAUUUUGAAUUUCCUCGCCCUUACUUACCUAAUUUUGAAUUUGUUGGAGGACUGCAUUGUAAGCCUGCUAAACCGCUGCCUAAGGAAAUGGAAGAAUUUGUCCAAAGUUCAGGUAAAGAUGGCAUUGUGGUGUUUUCACUGGGGUCAAUGGUCAAAAACCUCACAGAUGAAAAAGCCAAUCUUAUUGCUUCAGCCCUUGCUCAGGUUCCACAGAAGGUUUUGUGGCGGUACAAAGGAAAGAUACCAGAUACUUUGGGAGCCAAUACUAGGCUAUAUGAUUGGCUACCCCAGAAUGACCUUCUUGGUCACCCCAAAACAAAAGCUUUCAUUACUCAUGGUGGUACCAAUGGGAUCUAUGAAGCAAUUUAUCACGGUGUUCCUAUGGUGGGAGUUCCCAUGUUUGCUGAUCAGCCUGAUAACAUUGCUCACAUGAAAGCAAAAGGAGCAGCUGUGGAUGUGAACAUAAACACAAUGACAAGUGCAGACUUGCUCAAUGCCUUAAGAACUGUAAUAAAUGAACCUUCUUAUAAAGAGAACGCUAUGAGGUUGUCAAGGAUUCAUCACGAUCAACCUGUAAAGCCACUGGAUAGAGCAGUCUUCUGGAUCGAGUUUGUAAUGCGUCACAAAGGAGCCAAGCACCUGCGUCCAGCUGCCCAUGACCUCACAUGGUUCCAGUACCACUCUUUGGAUGUGAUUGCUUUCCUGCUGACCUGUGUGGCAACUGCUCUGAUAUUAGUCACAAAGUGUUGCUUGUUUUCUUGUAAAAAAUUUGGUAAGACAGGAAAGAAGAAAAAGAAGGAUUAGAACUUUCUCAUUCAGUAAGGGCUUAUUUUGGCAAUCCUAUUUAUUCCUUGCCUAUAGCUUUAAGGAAAAUACAUUUCUCCAUUUCAUGUCAUUUUUCUUUUUUACU